Messenger RNA from Gamsiella multidivaricata, 1274 nucleotides. RefSeq names its product WD40-repeat-containing domain protein. The transcript is spliced from 7 exons. Bases 222 to 1016 code for a protein of 264 amino acids. Gene Ontology annotation, molecular function: protein binding. NCBI's taxonomy places the organism in Eukaryota, Fungi, Mortierellomycota, Mortierellomycetes, Mortierellales, Mortierellaceae. The record is from RefSeq and is a predicted model, not a curated record.
CUUCUCCCUCCUCCUCUCUCUCUCUCUCCACUCCACGCUCUACCUCCUACAGCACACUCUGUAUAUUCAAGUGAGCGAAUUGAUUUUCAUUUUUAGAUGCCUCAGCUAACGCCACCACAACGUGCUGCAUACACCCGUGUCAAAUGGAUAAAAAUACCUAGCCUGCAUCCUUCUUGCUCGGACAUGUCGCCCCAGUACUCACCCUCGAUAGCAGGGACUGGAUGCUUGCCUCAGGGUCUGAGGACAAGACGUGUCGUAUCUGGGAUCUUCGGACAGACAAGGUCCACAAGGCCCUUACAGGAUUCGAUUCCUCUGUGACUACAACAGCAUUCACGCCUGCAGAUUCACACACGAUCUAUGUUGGCUCGGGCGAUAAGGUCUACACGUAUGACUUGAGAAUGGAUUCACUUCUUCUCAAUACAACGCAGUCCACCAGAUGCUAUGAUGUAGCUGAGGAUGAGAUCAACCAGAUCCAUGUGAACCACAAAGGGUCCUAUCUGGUUGCAUGUGAUGAUGCUGGAGACAUACGCGUCCUGGACCUCAGGUCUCAUAAGUGGAUGAGACACCUUGACCGCAAGCACCAUAACAUUGCCAUGACAGUUCAAUUUAUACCCAAGAAGGAACUACAAGCAAUCUCCGGAGGCAUGGACAAGCUGGUUGUUGCCUGGGAUUUUUAUAAGGGCCGUGCCAUUCAAGUCAUCGACACUGACAAUCCACAGCCCGAAGGUGUCCAGUCAAAACAGCUGUUCAAUCCUCCGUUUGUGCAUUCGAUUGCAGUGCAUCCGUCAGGAACACGCGUGGCCGUUGGCUUGGGCGAUGGGACUGUUCAGUUCCUACAUACAUCUGCUGAUCCACCUAAUGCGCCCACCGCAGCGGAUGAGGGACUGCCGUCUGCGGGUGCAUCGAAAAAGAGUAAGAAGAAGGCUGCUAGUGGUAGUAGUGGCAAGGGAUCUGAGGGAUGGCUGCUAGGUGGCAGACUGAUCGAUGCCCAUGCGAGUGCCAUUGCCACGAUGUAAGUGACAAAAAAGAAGAGAAAAUAGAAGAAACCCACCCUUCAAGUUCGUGUUCAUCCUCAUAAGCGCCCAGUGUCUGGCUGUUAAUACGACCCACUUCCUUUAUAUUUGAAUCUUGGGUACGAGCAGUGAGUACGCGGGAUUCGAUCCGAAUUGGCUCGUUACGUCCGCGAGUAAUGGCACCGUGGCCAUUUGGGACGAUCAAGCAGCAAGAUACGAGUCUAUCCAGCAGCAACAACGACUACUGGAGCGGGUGAAGGA